CCGCUCCGCGCAGCGUCGGCGCCGCCAGCCAGGGGAGGGAGGGCCGUGCGCAUGCGCGGGGCGGGGCGGCGGGAGGGCGCCUCGCGCCUGCCGCCGGGCUGAUUGCUUGGUGUUAGGGAGACUGUACGGACAUAAGACCCUGCCCCAAGAUCUGAACAGCUUGAAUCUUUUGUACCAAACAGCUAAAAGCCCCGCCAAAUGUGUGCUGUUUUCAGAGUUGGGUACGACAUCAGCGCUUUAAAAAUCGAGUAAAAUCCCUGAUCCAGUGAUGAGAGCCAGCUUAGAGGUUCAACAGAGACUAAAGGCCAAAUUCACAACCCUCCCUGUGGGAAAUUGAACUGACUUGUCUUUCAUGGAAACUUCUUAAAGGUGAGGUUGCUACUCAUAGGACUUCUAUGAUCAGAGAAACAGGUUUCAGUGGUUGAGGUCCUCUUCUGUGGCAGUGUGUAGGAGAGACCUGAAGAUCAUCUUACGCCUCAGCUUGCCACGAACUGCAAACAGCAAAAUGACAGUCAGGUGAUUCAUGGCAGGGGACGUGGAAGGGUUUAGCUCCUCCAUCCAUGACACCAGUGUCUCUGCUGGAUUCAGAGCACUGUAUGAGGAGGGAUUGCUUCUUGAUGUCACACUUGUCAUUGAAGACCACCAAUUUCAGGCCCAUAAAGCACUGCUUGCCACCCAGAGUGAUUACUUCAGGAUUAUGUUCACAGCUGAUAUGCGAGAACGAGAUCAGGACAAAAUCCAUUUGAAAGGUCUGACAGCUACAGGCUUCAGUCAUGUCCUCCAAUUCAUGUACUAUGGAACUAUUGAACUGAGUAUGAACACUGUUCAUGAAAUCCUUCAGGCUGCCAUGUACGUCCAGCUUAUAGAGGUGGUAAAAUUUUGCUGCUCUUUCCUCUUAGCUAAAAUCUGCUUAGAAAACUGUGCAGAAAUUAUGAGACUUCUGGAUGAUUUUGGUGUAAACAUCGAAGGAGUCAGGGAAAAAUUGGACUCCUUUCUGCUAGAGAAUUUUGUGCCACUCAUGUCCAGACCUGACUUCCUUUCAUAUCUGAGCUUUGAGAAGCUCAUGUCUUACUUGGAUAAUGAUCAUCUGAGCAGGUUUCCAGAGAUAGAGCUGUAUGAAGCUGUUCAGGCCUGGCUGCGCCAUGAUAGAAGACGCUGGAGGCAUACGGACACCAUUAUUCAGAACAUCAGGUUUUGUUUGAUGACACCAUCCAGUGUUUUUGAGAAGGUAAAAACAUCAGAGUUUUAUCGAUACUCCCGGCAGCUGCGACAUGAGGUUGACCAAGCCAUGAAUUACUUUCAUAGCGUUCACCAACAGCCUUUGAUGGAAAUGAAAUCGAACAAAAUUCGUUCUGCCAAACCCCAGACUGCAGUAUUUAGAGGAAUGAUAGGACACAGUAUGGUAAACAGUAAAAUUCUUCUCUUGCACAAACCAAGGGUCUGGUGGGAACUAGAGGGUCCUCAAGUACCUUUACGACCAGACUGCCUUGCCAUUGUGAAUAACUUUGUGUUCCUAUUAGGUGGGGAAGAACUGGGGCCAGAUGGUGAGUUUCAUGCUUCAUCCAAAGUGUUUAGAUAUGACCCAAGACAGAACACUUGGUUACGAAUGGCAGACAUGUCUGUUCCACGUUCUGAGUUUGCUGUUGGAGUUAUUGGGAGGUAUGUUUAUGCAGUGGCUGGGAGAACCAGGGAUGAAACGUUUUACUCAACUGAACGGUAUGAUAUUACUGAAGAUAAAUGGGAAUUUGUGGAUCCCUAUCCAGUCAAUAAAUACGGACAUGAAGGGACUGUGCUUGGUAACAAGUUGUAUAUCACUGGUGGAAUUACAUCAUCUUCAACUUCUAAGCAAGUAUGUGUGUUUGAUCCCAGUAAAGAAGGGACAGUAGAGCAGCGAACAAGGAGAACUCAAGUGGUCACUAACUGUUGGGAGAACAAAUGCAAAAUGAAUUAUGCAAGAUGCUUUCACAAAAUGAUUUCUUAUAAUGGUAAGCUUUAUGUCUUUGGUGGUGUCUGUGUGAUCCUGAGGGCCUCCUUUGAAUCCCAAGGCUGUCCUUCUACAGAGGUUUAUGACCCAGAUACGGAUCAAUGGACUAUAUUGGCUUCUAUGCCAAUUGGUAGGAGUGGUCAUGGUGUAGCUGUUCUGGACAAACAGAUAAUGGUUCUUGGAGGCCUUUGUUACAAUGGCCAUUACAGUGAUUCGAUUCUCACCUUUGAUCCAGAGGAAAACAAAUGGAAAGAAGAUGAAUAUCCAAGGAUGCCGUGCAAGCUGGAUGGCUUACAAGUCUGCAGCUUGCACUUCCCUGAAUAUGUUUUGGAGCAUGUUAGACGUUGCAGCUAAAACAGAAUGAACAACCCAAUGAAAUACAAAAAGCUGUACCUAAUCUGUCAAAAAAUACAAACCAGAUGAAUUCCUUCGGAGAUAGUUCCUUGUGUGUAAGAACAACUGCUAAAUGCUUAAAAGAAAUAGGACGUACAGGGAGUGUACUUAGCAAGUUUAUUGGAAAAGCCAAUGGUUGGUCUGAUAUUGUAAAAGCUUUGGUUUUUUUAACAAACAAUUGUAAGUAGGGGAAAGAAAAAUAUAUUUUUGAGUGUGCUUAUUUUUUUGGUAACAUUUUAUGUCCAUAAUACUUUUUUUUUUUUUUUUUUUUAAUGGCCAUUAUACCACUAUGCUGCUGAAAUCAGUUGAGUUUAACGAAAUAUUUGUGGAAGAAAGAAAGACUUUAUUUUCGGUUUUUAUUGAGCAUCAAAAUAAAACUCAUCAUCUGUACUAGGGUACAACCAGGUAUAAAAUAACAAAACUAAACCAUUUCUGUAUUUUAUGUUGUCUUUUGGAUGCUUUUCCCAUUAAUUGCAAAGUAUUCUCAAAUCUACUAGGUGUUUUUGUUUUCCCUUAUAUACAUUGAAGAAUAAUCUUAACCCCUUUGCAUGACCUUUUUCCUGGUUUUGUAUAGUAGUACCAGUAAGUCUGCCAAAAUGCAAAUUGAACAUUUUCUACUAAAUUGAAAACAAAACAUUUUUAUAUUCAAAACACUAUUUCUAUGCUGCCUUCUAUUGUCUGCAUUGUGUUUGUUGGUGAGUAAAGAAUAUAUACAUACACAUGCAUACACUGUAAAAACUAUAUAUAAAUACAUCCUUUUAUGUGCAGUUACAAUAUUAUAUUUUAACUAGUGCACAGAUUCAGCCAUAUCUGUUGAAUUUAAGGUAUAGUACUAUCCUUUAAUGAGCUAAAUAAUUUGAAGUUCUUAAGUAACUGGAGGCCUCGUUUGGUAUCGAAGUAUCUUAUCUUUAGAAUAUACUGAUUGAUUCAGUAACUUUAAACUCUUUAUAUCGAUGCUACGUAAUGAACUGUUGAUAAUUUGUUAUUUUAUAAAUUAUUUUUUAAAAAGUAAAUACAUCUUACCUGAGUUUCUUUUAUGUUUGAAUGUGCUGCCCAGUUUUCUUUUUUAUGAAAAUGGAAAAUGUCAAUAAGCAAAUGCUCAGCACUGCUUUGACCCACAGUUAUUUUUGGAACUGGAUAUACUACAGUUUAUUCUCAGUACUUUGCUUGUACUCAUACUUCGAGUACUUUCUUUGUACUCAUGUUGAAGUGGUAUAAUCUUUUAUUAUUAUUAUUAUUAUUAUUAUUAUUAUUUUAAUUAUCAACUGCUAUGAACUACUGUGUUUUGAAAAUGUGGAGUUAGGUGGUUGGGUGUUUAGUACCAUUUAUCUUUCUUUUACAAAAAAAACCUACACAACUAUAGCUACUGACCUCGGAGUGCCUGAAUCGAGAUGUGCGGUCCAAGAGGGCUUUGAAUAACUCCAUUGUGUUAACUUGCAGGUAUUACUGACAGUAGAUUGGUAAGAACUAUCUGCCAAGACAUAAAUAAUAACAGUAAUUACAUUCUGGUUAUCUUUAAUGAUGUGAAAUUAGCCACUUCUAGAGUCUAAGGUGAGAAGUUGAAGGCUCAUACUUAGUUCAGGUGUGUAGAGGCAAAAUGCUGAAACAUGCACCUGCAUAUUUUGUAAAAUCUUAUGCUGCUGUGUUUUGCUUUAAGCAAUAGACUUUACUUUAUAUGCAGCAAUGCAAACCCACUUUAUUCAGCAUCUUCCAGUCAGAAAUCGCUGUAGAAAAGGAAUGUACAGUACUCAGGGAGUUCAAAAGAAUGCACUUACAAAGGGACCAAAAUCACCCUAAAUUUCCUAUGUUAAAAAUAACACCUACUUGCCUAAACUACGUUUGAAAUAAUUGAUAGAAGUUAAAACAACGUGUAAAACUCCUCCUACUUGUGUAUUUUAAUAUUUUUGUAGUAAUUAUGUUCUGGGUUGAGAUGUGAGGAUUUGGAGCUAUAUGGCAAGUCAGCAGGCUUUUUAUUUUUUUUUUUUUAAUUAGAAAUGAUUUAUUGAUAGAGUAUUUUCUUUCCAUAUGUUUUAACAGAAAGAGAGAAUGUAUGCCAUCAUAGCUGUAGUGAUAAGUUACUUAUACCAGUAGUGACUGGACCAAAUAUUGAUAUUCAGCUUUCUGAUGCAGACUAGUUUGUGGUUAAAUUUAGGUCUUUUUUAAAUCAAAAUUCAGUUUUCUGAAUGAGAAAUCUGAUUUGCUUUCUUAAUAGCUUAAAUUAAAGCCAGCGUGGCUUACACUAAAACCUCAGUUUCACUGUGAGACUUGUGUGUACAUUACCCUGCAUGGAUGGAGAGAUAAACUGACUCCAGUAGGUGCUGGCUGUGUGCAAGUAAAAAGGUUCUGCUGUACAUAGUUCAUGGAAUAUUGGGGCACAAGAAGAAAACAAAGGGUUUUUACUGUUUUUAUUCUUUUUGUCACCAGCUCAUUUCUCAAUAAGUAUAUGGGGCAGCAAAAACUAAUCCUGCUUGAGUAGGCUUUCGUGGGCAUGUUACAUAUAGUACGGAGUACUUCACUUUUUAUCUAGGGACAGUCUGGGGAAUGGAUGUGGUUCUGGAUAUCUGGUCUUCCAUGAUUCAAGUGUAGUAAAGAGAUGUGGCCAAGACUUUAUUAAAAAUAAUGGUAAGGAUGGGGGUGUCUCAAGUUACAUUUUUGAGUCUGCAUUUAAGCACCUUCUGAAGUUCUGUGUGCUAAGCAACUGCCGCUGAAGUUAUUGGUGAGUAUUGACACUUGAAACAUCAAGAACCAGAUCAUUUUUAGGUGCUCUAAGUUCAUAUUCAUCUUCAGGCGCACAGUUCUGAAAGAUCUUGUUCAGGAUUGUAAUAGUAAUUAUUCUGUGAAAUUCUAACUUGAACUGUUGGUUUCAGCUUCCCUGAAGUUGUGUCUCCAUUGAGAAGCUGGCUGUAACCUUUCGAGCAUUAGGAGUGAUUGGAAUUUGCUUGGGUUUAGAACGCGUGGGGGUAUGUGAGAAUGUUUUGUUAAUUUACAUUUCUACUGUGCUUUUAUCGUUUCAAACAUGAAAUAGAAAAUUAGCUUAUGUUCUCUUUUCCAUUGCAGUGGAACUUUUGAGGCAGUUGGUUUUGUUACUUUAUGUAUCAGAGGGAUAUUUUCUUCUUUUUUUUCUUUUUAAUUGAAAGUUUCUGUCUGUGUUUGCUUUUUAGUAUUUAGCUGCAGAUAAUUUAGUGUUUAAAAAAAAAAACCCAAAACUAAGCUGGCUAAUGAAUUGCCUUUUGCUAUCAAAUUUUUAGCAUUAUGAUCAGAUUUAAAUGUUUUUAAAACUCAUCUUAAUGCCUCUCAUUUGUCAAGGAAAAGGUAAGUUAUGUUCUUUGACUAUUAAGUUGGGGGGGCUUUCUUCUUCUAUUCCCACCCCAACCAUAAUGGAAUACCAGCAAAUCUAAUCUCGCCCACAUAUUUAAAAUUUAACACGACCUGCUUUUAAACAGUAAGUGUACUUGCCUUUUCUUAAAAAGGUGGACAUCGUGAGUUACAGUCUAGGUUUUUUUUUUCACAUUUAUAGCAAAAGUGUAUCAGCGUCAUGUCUUAAUUUAGCGGCUAGGUCCAGGAGGAAAUUUUAUUUUCAAAUGAGCCAGAAUGGACAAAAAGCAUAGUGCCCCUGUAAAGGGGUUCGACACUGCCAGUUCCCAUUACGCAUGCUGCUAUAUCUCUUUUUAGGGGACAGAUAAUUUAUUUCAAAGUACUGCAUAAGGAAAAAACAACUGCUUUUUCCCCACAAAGUGUUGGUAGUAGUUCUGUAGUGGGAGGUAUUAGGCGGCAAAAAACCCUUUUGAAAUGUUUUUCCUCAUUGAUUCAGCUGGAGGAAGGCAGUACUUGAUUUUACAAAGGCUGUGCUAUUUCAGAAAGCGCUGCCAGCAAGAGGGGCUACUGGCAGCAUAUGAGCUACCUGGCAACCUGCUUUGACGUUACUUUCUUUUGAAAAGUGUGGAUGGCCUAAUUUCUGCAGUAUGAUAGCAGACCUGUUAGAACUAGCUCUAAGGGUUUGUGACUUCAAUAUUUCUCUGGUUUCUGAGAUUUGCAGCCUUUUUUCUUGAGGACCUCCUGCCUUACAAACCGAAGUGCUGCGUUUUUUUCAUGCUGAUAAUACGGUAACUACUUGCAUCAGGGAGGAAGCUUCACUUGACACUCAGGAAGCAAAGGAUAAAAUUCAGCAGGUGCAGAUUCAGAUUGGUUUAGAAAGAAGAACAUUGCGUAACUCAUUAUGUCCAUUCUUUUGCAAAAGAAGGAUAAGCAGGAUGGGAAGAUGCUAAUGGCUCUUUAAAAUUAAACUUCAAGCUUGUGUUAGCAUUUAUAUGACAAAGUCUUUUUAGAAAUAAUGGCAUUUUUAGAGGUAUUUUGCCUUUUAAAUAUAUUUUUUCUUACAAAAAAAAUAGUAGUGAACUGGGCCCCUGAUUCUUUUAACACUUCAAAUGUGUACUUCACACAUGUGAACAGUCCAAUAUAAAGAAAAUGGAAAACUGUAAGGUCCUUAAAAGAAAACAUAAAAGCGCAAAUGCUGUUAAACCUGUGCAUAAGUGUUUAUAGGGUUGGGGGCAUCAAAGAAAACAUCUGUCCUGCUCUCCUUCCAUUAAUAAAAAUAUAGCUGGUGAAGUUACUUGAAUAAGCGUGGGCCAUCACAUGUGGCAGGGCUCACUGAAGGAGAGUGGGAAAGAACAAAACUGGAAAGCACGUGUAGUCUAUUUAAAACAAAGCUUGCUGGUGUCCUGUAGCUAACAUUUUGAGAUUUUAAUGUUUGUAAAACAAUCUGAAGCUGCUUAAAAUAAAUACUAAUGACUACUUUUGCAUCUGUAUUCUAUUUUUGAAAGUUGGUGAGUAACUUCAAAAUUUCCAUUUGUGUGGGUAAGCUUCAUAAAACAUAGUUGUAUGUGGCAGGUGGCAGAAAAACUGACUUGUUUUGAGCACAGCUUUCCUGGAUUUCCCUCUACUCUACUCUUUUUUUUUUUUUUUUUUUUUUUUUUUUUAAUCACUUCCCAAAUUUCAACUAAUGUUUAUAUAGUCUUUUAAGAGUAACUGUCAAAGGUCAAUUUCAAAUACCUUUGGAUUAAUAUUAAGUUGGUAGCUAGGGGAAAACCACUUCUAUUUGCAGAUGGUAGUUUUUAUUUACGGCUCUGGUAGAAAACUUUAUUUUAAGUCUAGAAAAGACAGUGUUAUGUAGGACUGUAAAGCUGACUAUACUUAGGGGGCUUUUAUUACUUCAGUGGGACCCACCUAACUUUUAUGUCAGUUCUGGGAACAGGUGAAGGGAAGAGUGAGCUAUGUUUUUAUUUUAAAUAUUUUUCCCUAUAUAUUGUUAUUUUUGUAGAUCUUUUUAAAAUAAAUUAUUAUAUACUGGAGAUUGCAAUUCCACUAUAGUAUCCCACUUGAUUCCAGUGUACAAUAUCAGAUUGUUUGUAUUGAAAAGAAUGUAUUUGAUAAGUAUUUGAUAAGUUAACAGGAAAAGUUUAUUUUCAAACUGUGCUGUGUUUGUGUCUAGCAGUUGGAAAUACUUCUCCUAUAGAAAAUGAAAAAUAUAUAUAUGACCUCAUAUGUACAUUUGGAUUAACUGUCUAAUGAUUACCCCAGGGCUGCUAUAAACUUCUCUGAAUAAUUUAAUAAUUGCCUCUUUUUAACUGUUUUAAAGCCUUUUUUCUUGUCUUUUUUUGGCAGAAAGUAAUUUUCCCUAGCUAUGGAUACAGUAUGCUCAGACUUGCAUAUGCGCUCUGUUCAGGUUUUAAACUGAAAAAAUGUAUAAAAUGUGUAUAAAGAAAAGUGUAAAUAAAAUAUUUUUAAUCUUUAAA
Molecule: messenger RNA, 8169 nt
Organism: Harpia harpyja (harpy eagle)
Lineage: Eukaryota; Metazoa; Chordata; Aves; Accipitriformes; Accipitridae
Gene: KLHL15
Product: kelch like family member 15
Exons: 5
Coding region: 524-2338 (604 amino acids)
Biological process (GO): protein ubiquitination; nuclear protein quality control by the ubiquitin-proteasome system
Cellular component (GO): nucleus; Cul3-RING ubiquitin ligase complex
Molecular function (GO): protein binding
Source: RefSeq, a predicted model, not a curated record